This is a messenger RNA of Meriones unguiculatus (Mongolian gerbil), 2145 nucleotides long. RefSeq names its product calreticulin-like. Gene Ontology annotation, molecular function: calcium ion binding. Lineage: Eukaryota; Metazoa; Chordata; Mammalia; Rodentia; Muridae. Gene Ontology annotation, cellular component: endoplasmic reticulum; endoplasmic reticulum membrane. Gene Ontology annotation, biological process: protein folding. The record is from RefSeq and is a predicted model, not a curated record. Bases 1 to 1422 code for a protein of 473 amino acids. The transcript has 10 exons.
AUGCGGAUCCCAUGGCUGCCGCCUGUGCUGCUGCUGCUGACCGCCUGCACCUUGAGCACCCAGAGGAAGCGCCUCGUCUACUUCCGGGAGGAGUUCAAAGAUGGGGUUCUGCGCCCGACUGAGCGCUUGGUGCACAAGAGCUCAGAGAUCUUAAGUCAUUCAUCUGAAUGUGUGUUUUGUUUUUUUUUUUUCCUUCUUUACUCCAUAGAUGGAUGGACAAAGCGAUGGGUACAAUCUAAACAUCAGUCAGAUUACGGAAAAUUCCAGCUUAGUUCGGGAAAAUUUUAUCAAGACAAAGAAAGAGAUAAAGGUCUCCAGACCACGGAAGAUGCCAAGUUCUAUGCCCUUUCCACCAGGUUUAAGCCAUUCAGCAAUGAGAAUGAGACCUUGGUGGUUCAGUUUUCAGUAAAGCAUGAGCAAGGCAUCGAUUGCGGUGGGGGCUACGUGAAGCUCUUUCCUGCCUCACUCGACCAGGAUGACAUGCACGCUGAGUCCCAGUAUUACAUCAUGUUCGGCCCAGACAUCUGUGGCUUUGGCAACAACAGACUACAGGUCAUCCUCUAUCACCAAGGGAAAUACCAUGAGAACAACAAGACCCUCAAGUGCAGGAUUAAUAAGGACACUCACCUGUACACCCUGAUCAUCCGCCCGAACGCCACGUACGAGGUGAAAAUCGACAACGAGAAGGUGACGAGCGGAACGCUGGAAGAAGACUGGGACUUCCUGCCUCCCAAGAAGAUUAAAGACCCCUACGCCAGGAAACCAAGGAAAUGGGAUGAGCGGCUACAGAUAGAGGAUCCUGACGAUAAAAAACCUGAGGACUGGGAGGACUCUGAGUUCAUACCAGACCCGGAAGCCAAGAAGCCGGAUGACUGGGAUGAGGCGAUGGACGGGGUGUGGGAAGGGCCGCUGAUACGGAACGCCAAGUACAAGGGAGAAUGGAAACCUCGGAUCAUCGACAAUCCCAAUUACCAGGGGGAGUGGAUUCACCCAGAGAUAGACAACCCCAAAUACAGGCCUGACCCCACCAUUUGUCACUAUCACAACAUCAGCGUCCUUGGCCUGGAUCUUUGGCAGGUGAAAUCGGGCAGCAUCUUUGACAAUUUCCUUCUAACGAAUGAUGAGGAGUUUGCUGAAGAGGUUGGAAAUAUGACCUGGGGGUUAAGAAAGGAUAUAGAACAGCAGUGGAGAGAGCUGUAUGAAGAAAUGGAGAAAAAGAAGGAGGCGGAAGAGGCCAAGAAGAAGAGGGAGAAGGAGCGAGCCAGGGAAGAGGAUGUGUGGGGGCUGGAUGAGGAGGAGGAGGAGGAGGAGGAUGGAGAGGAGUCCGACGAAGCAGAUGAAAAGCCCAAGCAGAAGUACAGCGCCGGGAGGACAGCUCUGGGCAAAGAGGAAGCCCACUUUGAUCAGAAGGACGAACUGUAAACGCGGAGAGAGUAACUGUUCAAGGAAGCCGGAGACAGUGCUCAUAAAGGGAACUGGCCAUAAGUUAGCAGAUUACGGGAAAUAAAAUGCCUCGCUCUUCUCCGAUAAACUUUGGAUUUAUAUUUUCACACCCCCUCCCCACUCCUUUAAAGAAAAAGUAGUUAAAAGUACUAUCAUUGUUACGGUGUUUAUGAAAUGAACUGUUGGCAGGCAAGCUUCUGUUUACACUUGGUUCUCACUCUCAGGCGCCCUGUGCGCCUGGGUUUUCCUUCUGUUUAAGUGUACGCGUUUCUUAAAUCUACUGUGCAGCGCUGACGGUUGUACCCAGGGUUUCCUCUUCUGGGUGUCCUGACUGAGCCCUAAAACCAAAAUCAGAACAGCCUCAGAACGCUGAAAAAUACUUCCUGGAAGUCACUUUGCCUGCUGUUCAUGACCUAAUGUUUAAAUGACUGUCCCUUGCUGGCAGGUUUGCUGUCUUGUUUCUAUCUUUUUUGUUCCACCUGCUCUUAGCACCAUUAUCUCUUGCAUUCUUGUAGUUCUUUUCGGAUGAGAAAGCAUUUUCCCAAAGCGUGCCUACAAUGCACCCAUUCAGUCUGACAGUGCUCACUGCAAAGGUCAUUGCAAUCUUCAUGUUACAGACACAGAAACUUGUUGAGGGUCAGACAGUAAGGGACCGGCCAGCAUCUAAACGUGUUUGUCUGGUGGAAAAGCUUAUCCUUCUAC